CAUUCGUAAACCAGUAUUUCUUCCGUCCGCGGGCUGCACUUUCCUUUCGGGGUACCUCAAGGCGAAGUAGUGCCCCGAAGCAUCCCUUCUCGUCUUAGCCAUCUUCCUUCCCCCUCCUCUUCCUCAUCACCACAACGCAGCAGUAGGCUAAACGAUCCACCUCUGACUCACUCUCCAGAGGAGGCAUCCGUCGUUCCCCGAUCUGCGAUUCGCGAUUCUCGGGAUCCAAGAUCCGACGCGACUUUUUUUUUUCUCUCCGGGUCCUCUCCUGUGCUCCACAAGAGCGCUAUCAUCUUUGGCCACGUUUUUGGCGCCCAUCCACAACAUCCAUAGACAGCAAGACGAUGAGGCUCACCAGAUCCGCUCGGGGGGCUUCGGCAAGCCGGCACGCGGCGCUGUGUUCGGUCGCUGUGUUGGCGGCCACAGCGAUGUUGGCCCCAAUUGCUUCGGCCGUCUCGGUGUCUCGGACCGGCCAGGUGGAGGCACUUUCCUUCGUCGACGGGCAAACCAGGGUCCCGGACGAUCUCUCCAUGGAGUCAAGGGGGUUGCUCAAGAGACAUGGUGACCACGAGGAUGAAGAAGAAGAGACACCGGGAGGCGCGGCGACAACGACGGCAAUGGAGAUGGAGAUGGAGCACACCCACGAGGACGACCACCAUCAAGACGCCGAGGUACAUGCUCAGCAGCCCGCUGAGCACGAGCAAGCGCACGAUCACGAACACGAACAUGAACACAGUCACAUGGAAGAUACUCAGGAACACGGACACGGGCAUAGUCACCAGCCGAAUCCGUACGACCUUUUGCCCUCGCCCCAGGAGGCGGGCGCUCGCUUCGUUGAGGUGCCCAUCCUUAUGCAUAUCACCGGUCACUCACAUGGCUCCGGGGGUGCGCCCGCAGAAGUUGAACUAAACGAGACCAACAUCAUCCGAGGCAAGGGACCCGACCCACUGAGCUAUAUCGAAUGGGACUUCGCCUACGGUAUCGGCAAGAAGCACGAGCUGCUGCGGUUUGCAAACGCAUACAGGGACCAUGAGUCCGAGAACCUCAUGAGCGUCUCUGGAGGCCGGUGGAGAAGCCUUAUCGAUGAGGUAGAUGGUGACAAGCACAAGGUCGUUGCACAAGAUAUCGUGGGUCGGAUCCACUCGAGCCAAGGCGAUGUGUCGGGCCACGCCGCCCUGCUCAUCCUCCACGUCGUCGGCUGUAUCAUCAGCUGCUUCAUCCUUCUCCCCAUCGCUCUUGCCCUUCGUGCUGCCGACUCGCAGCUUGCUCCCCUGGCUUCCCUCGUAUAUCUCGCUUCCUUCGCUGGCUCCCUCUUCCUUUCGAUGCUCUACAAGGCCAUUACCCCGAGACUAUACCCCUCAAACUCACACGGUGGCCUUGGCUGGGCUAUUUUCGUCAUCUCUCUCAUCGUUCUGGGAGGCGAUAUCUACAGGCUCCUUCGACAGGUCCUCGAUACCUUCAUCGGCCUUCGUGGCGCCUCGCGGUGGGCUGCCUUGAGCUCCGUCUGGAACACUCUCAAGGGGCACAAGGCUAAAAUUGCCCUCUACGAUGCUCAAGAAGAAGAGCGAAUGCUCGCUGAAGCAGAAGCCGGCGAUGAAGCAGAUGAGGUCUACCACGUCGAACGAAGAGAGUCACCUAGCCGCACAAAUUCGAACUCGUCAACGUUGCGUUCUGGCUCACACUCACCGCCACGCGUCCACUUUGAAGAGGAUCGCCAUGAGGAAGGUCAUGAGGCAGAGUGGCCAAGGCGGAGCCAUGCCUCGUCUCGCUCCAUGUCGGGUGGCGAUCUUCCCAGCCCUACGAGUACGCUCUGCAACACCCCCAGGACAUCAAUUUUUGGCGAGCUUAGCCACAAAGCAGGCGCUCCCUGGAAGGUCUCACCCCCAAGCAGCAUUCAAGGCCGCCACGAGCGAGUGGAUUCCUGGCGUCAAUUGGACGAGCCCGAAGCAAUCGCCGAGGCAGAGCUGGCGCCGGAAGUCAGGACCAAGCCGGCUUCCCUGCUGCGCUCGGUCAUUCGCUACACCCACGUCACAGUCGCUCGUUCGUUGCCCGUGCUGAGCUUUGCAGCCGCAUACACGGGUCUUUCCGUCUACACUGGAUCUUGCCGAGGUCCAUACCAGAACGUGUGCCUGGCCCAUGGCAUCAAGGGCGGCAUCUUCUUCUGGUACGGCCUCCUGUCCUUUGGCCGGUACAUGGGCGCGUACGCCGACAUGGGCUGGGCUUGGAACAAGCGACCAGAGACGACGAAGCGAGGCGGCAAAGGCAAGUCGUCGCCGGUCAGCGCAGAGUUCGUCGAGUGUCUCGUUAUUUUCAUCUACGGUGCCACCAACACAUGGAUGGAGCGUUUUGGCGCACAAGCGGGUGACCCAUACACUGUCAAGCAGGUCCAGCACAUUUCAAUCGCCGUCAUGUUCUGGUUUGCUGGCCUGAUGGGCAUGCUCCUCGAGAGCCGAAAGAUCCGCGACCUCAUCUCGCUGCCCGUCGCUCUCAGCCACUCAUCUGCCCAGCGACGUGCCCGUCGGGGCGGUGCGAUUCUCGGCAGCGACGAGGCACUGGCCGACCUCCAGAUCACCCCUCCGCCCUCAUACAGCUUUUCGUUCAACCCUUUCCCCGCCCUCGUUAUUGGUGUUACCGGGUUGGCUAUGGCAGCCCACCACCAGGACUACGUGUACGAGGUGGAGAUCCACAUGCUCUGGGGCAACCUCUUGGCUGGCUUUAGCGCGCUGAGGAUCCUCACUUACUUCCUCCUCUGGCUCCGACCCCCCACCUCCUCGGUAUUGCCGUCUCGGCCGCCCACUGAGGCGUUGGCUUCUUUCAGCUUGGCCGCUGGUGGCCUUGUCUUUAUGCUCUCAUCUGAGGAGGUCAGCUAUGCGGCGAUGCGAAACGGUUUCGGUGACUUCAUGAUGAUUCUCAACGUCACCGUCGCCGUCAUCUGCCUCGUCUUCUGCGGAAUCGCCGCGCUGAUGAUCCUCAAAGCAGCUGCUGUCAGGAGGGAGCACCGGAUCAAGCAGAGGUCCCAGAGGAGGCGAAACGACCAGGAAGAAUACCUGAUGCACCAAAGGCAAAACAGCCACAGCCGACAGCCCUCAGCCAGCAACGCCACCGACAUGAUUCAGGUCAACGAGAGUCUUUCAAAGCACCAGAAUCGAGCCGUUUUGGUCCAGUCUCCCGUCCAGUCCUAAACCGACUCCCUUUAAUAUCCCCGACGUUUUCCGCCCUUUCGCUUUUCAACGUUCCGCCAACAGCAUUAAUACCUACGCCUUGAAUUCUUCAUUUUGCAUCGUCGCUCUUACCCAGCGCAGUAGCAGUAGUGUGGAAGCUGGGAGAUUCCGUCUGUUUCUCUCUCAUGGUUUUCCUGUUUGUAUGUCUGCCUUGUCUCUUCAUUGGUCUUCGGAAUUGUACGUGAAGUGCUUUUGAAAAUCUAUGACUUGAUUGGAGC
Messenger RNA from Acaromyces ingoldii, 3439 nucleotides. RefSeq lists its product as hypothetical. The record is from RefSeq and is a predicted model, not a curated record. The transcript has 2 exons. NCBI's taxonomy places the organism in Eukaryota, Fungi, Basidiomycota, Exobasidiomycetes, Exobasidiales, Cryptobasidiaceae. Bases 345 to 3182 code for a protein of 945 amino acids.